Aplysia californica (California sea hare) is the source of this 525-nucleotide messenger RNA. Its product is annotated as Y+L amino acid transporter 2. Gene Ontology annotation, cellular component: membrane. The record is from RefSeq and is a predicted model, not a curated record. The transcript has a single exon. Bases 1 to 525 code for a protein of 174 amino acids. NCBI's taxonomy places the organism in Eukaryota, Metazoa, Mollusca, Gastropoda, Aplysiida, Aplysiidae. Gene Ontology annotation, biological process: amino acid transmembrane transport. Gene Ontology annotation, molecular function: L-amino acid transmembrane transporter activity.
AUGGCGCCUUCAUCAACCCAUGGCAGCAAGUCGAUGGAGAUCAACAAGUCAGGAGUCACGCUCCAGUCGGACGCGGACUCGGACAGAGAUGGCAGCAGCAUCAACCUCAAGCCAAAGAUCACGCUCAUGAACGGGAUCUCCGUCAUCGUCGGCUGUAUCAUCGGGUCGGGGAUCUUUGUGAGCCCCCGCGGGGUCCUCCUGCACAGCGGCAGUGUGGGCUUCUCCAUCGCCAUCUGGGUCCUGUGUGGACUCUUUUCUAUGGUCGGGGCCUAUUGCUACGCCGAGCUGGGCACGUCCAUCGUGCGCUCCGGUGCGGACUACGCGUACAUGUACGAGGCUUUCGGCCCUUUUGUGGCCUUUGUCAGGUUGUGGGUGGAGUGUAUCAUUGUCCGACCCUGCACCACCGCCAUUGUGGCCUUGACCUUUGCCAACUAUGUGAUCGAGCCGUUGUUCCCCGACUGUGAUCAGCCAGAGCUAGCUGUGACGCUGCUCGCUGCUGUCUGUAUCCGUGAGUUUUCUACUUGA